AAUUCUAAGGCUCUUGGUCUAUCACGAGAUAUUUGAGGGGUCCCUUAGAUAAGCCCCUAUGAGGCUUUCCCAUUAAUUCUGAUGUAAUUAACCUGAGCCCUAAAAUUCUGGCCGUUUCCCUGAGGGUUGUUGUUGUUGUUUUUGAAACGUCUCUGACGAUUGGUCAACAACUUUUCAUGCUAAAGAAACAGAGGAAACCAUUGGCUAGUUACUCAGGAGGCGGCCUAAAGGAGGACUCUAGAACGUUAGGCCCUUAGUUGCCAUAGCGACGGGUCGGCUGGGCAGCCCAGAUUCAGCCCUGGGGGACCCAACGAGGAUAAUACUGCACUGGAUUAUUGCAAGGACAGCAUGAAGUAUUCUAUACAAGAUUCUAGGCCCAUGACAUCCUGUCAUGGACAGUGACACAAGGAACUGCACCAGUAGGCCACACACCUGGUUCACACCUGGGCUGCACCUGCUCUCAUCCUGGCUCCACAGUAUAGAGUGUUAAGGAGAGAAGAUUGAGCAUUGCCGCUGUGAGAGAGUCAAGUGAGGAGCAAACACUGAAGGUGAAAAGCAUUGGUAGAGCACGCCAUCAUUCAUUCAGUCCUUCCUUUGUUAGUAAAUGGUGUGACUUCUUGAAGAAAAAAAGAUGGCCGAAAUAGAACUCAUCUGUCCACGAAAGAUUAACUGCUGUGGAAACUGAAUCCUGCUCCUGCUGUUAACAACUAAAACCCAGACUCCCAUGAAGUAACUGGUUUUAGACAUAAGACAGCUGGGUAUAGGCAGUUCCUGAGAGAAGAAAAACAAGGCGGGCUCUGCAAUUGCCCGAGCUUCCUGCCGGGGGCAGCUUCCAGACCACAGUUCAGGGUUGGGGGACCCAAACAAAGCCCAGCUUUCUGGGUUGGGGAGAUAGAAAUCAGAAUUCAGGGAGCCCGGAGAGGUUGGAAUCUAUAGGGGAGAACACCACAGAGGAGGGACCUGCACAGAUAAAGUUCAGAAAGAGGAAGAAGAUUCUCCUCAAAUAUUUGACUGAUUGGUGAUGACCGUGACAGUGAGAUGCUACUCUUCAACCACUAGAAUGCCUGAAAUUCAUAAAACUUACCAACCAAGUGUUGGUCAGGACAUGUAGCCGUUGGAACAACAUACUGCUACCCGCAGAGAUGUGGAAGGAUCUUGAAAGCUUCGUGCUAUGUGAAGAAAGACAGUCACACAACGGUACUUAGAAGAGCAUGUAGUAGAGCUUUUCAUCAAGCACAUGGAACAGAUCACAGAGCGUUGCUAAGAUGGAUACCUCGAUGCAGAAAGACCGACAGCCUGGCAAAAAAUCUUCCCACCCUGCCAACAAACUACAGAAAGGUUUUACUGCUGCAUAUCCAACACAAUCCUCCAUUCCUUUUAAAAGCCAGACUUCAACAGUUCCAGAAUCAGAAAAAAAGGGAUUCAAUAGUCAAGCCAAGAGAUUUUAUCAUAAAAAGGAUAGCAUCCCAGGUCCGGGGUUCUACGAUGUCAUUCACCAAUCUCCAGUGUUCAACAGUGCCUCAUUGUCUAAGAAAGGGACGUGCACUUUUCCCUCUAUGCGCUCCCGAUUGGACACCAUCAUUUCUAAAUACCCUGCAGCUAACGCGUACACCAUCCCUUCAUGUUUUGUCUCGAAGAAAGACUUCAGUAAUUCCUGUUCCAGCAUGUUCCAGUUGCCAAGCUUUGCCAAAGUCCUCAAAUUUGAAACUCCUGCACCAAACCAGUACAAUGCCUCUGUGUCGCACUGCAAGCAGAGAAACAACGUCUGUGCCCGAGCCGGGUUUAUGUCCAAAACCCCGAGAGGAUUUUUUGCUGUGGCUGAAACAGGACCUGCCCCAGGGCAUUAUAAUAUCAACGAAUCCCUUGUGAAACAGUCGCCAAAGGUAUUGAUGUCUUGUUUUAAAUCCAAAACUGGACGUGGACUGCAACUGACAUCAACAGGCCCGGGACCUGGUUAUUAUGACCCCAACGAUCACACCAAAAUUCUGAAAAAGGCUCUUAUCCCGAAGAACCCCAUCCUGAACUUCUCGGCGCAGCCCUUGCCCCUGCCCCCGAAGCCGCCCCUCCCAGGCCCAGGGCAGUAUGAGAUCGUGGACUACGCGGGGCCCCCCAGGCACUUCAUCUCUAGUGCGUCGUUUGUGUCCAACACCAGCCGGUGGACAGGAGCCCCGUCCCAGCCAGGCCUGCCGGGCCCAGCCACGUACAGUCCGGAAUUCCCUGGAAAGCAGUCCUUUCUCUACAACAAGGACAACAAAUGGAUCCCAGUGUUGUAGGGACCUCACACAAGUUCAGGGAGAACCCUGGCCACCGGCUGCCCCACCCAGGCUCCCCAGGACGUUCAUUCAGAGAAUGCCCCUUUCGUGCGUGACAGAUGACCCCUGGAGCAGCUCUGCCCCCACCCCUCCGCCCCCCGCUAGUGUAGAGCUGGGCUCCUGCGUUUGUCCUUGUCUUGAGCUGCCCCCUGGAGAUUGGACUUCCACGCCUACUGACUCCAGUGGUUUCCUGAGCAGAACCGAGGCAUGGACAGAGCCUCCCUUGGUUACCUCGCCAUGCACCUGUCCACGAUGGCUUUCGCAGGCCUCCCCAUGGAUGUAAGGGGCUGCUGAAGCUCGGACUCCAGGGAGAAGGCGGCCAACGGUAGAUUCCCCAUCUAGAAGCCUGACACUGAGCCAUGGCUCUGGGGUCCAGAGUGCACCUGCAGGGUGGACCAUGCAGGACCGCAGCCCCGCACGCUCCCAUCCUUCGGCCUUGACUGCCAGACUUCCCCUGGAGUCUCAGGAGCUGUGAAGGUCCAGAGGUGCUUGUGACAGACAUGAAGGGGUUGCUGGGCCCUUGUCUCCAGCUAAGCCUUUGUAUUUCACGUUCCGGAAGAGCAUGGCAGCCAGUCACCGUGGUCACUUGUGUUCAUUGCCACCUUCAGGAGAGGCCACCACAUCCACUUAGUGGCUCAGUGUUUGGCAGCCCAUGAGGGCAGGAGCCUGCUGGAGCCAGGGCCCCGGAAACCGCGAUUCUGAGGGGGCAGGGAGGCCGUGCGCUGCUUGGUGCCUGCGGGUUUGUUCUUUCCCCGAGACUUCCCUGUGCCCAGGCCUGGACUCCGUCUCCUCCCAGACCCCCUGCUCAAGUCCGACACGGUCUUUAGUGAUCUUUCCUGGCCUGCCAAAUCGGUUUUUCUCCCGGCAAGACGAAGAGAUUCCCAAAAAACCAAGAGGAACUGGAACUAAGCCUAUGUCCCCUCCUUCCCCAAAUACCGAUGUUCACAUCUGCAAGUGCAAGGCUCUGGUGCAGCCCCCUGCCCGCUCCCCACACAGUCAAGGCCUCUCACUCCCCGGGCCCCACCUCUGACUUUUCUCUGUGACCAGGGAAUGGCCUUCCUGUCAGAAUGGCGGCUGACUGGCCCUCCCUUUGGGGAGGGGUGGGCGAGGAAGAAGGAGGGAGAAGGCUAGAAUACCAUAUCCAAUUAAACUGAAUUCUUGCAUCUCACAAAAGUCGGCCUUUUAGUGAACCCCAGAUUCCCUCAAAUGCCUGCUGCUUUGGGAUGAGCGGGAGGUGGCCUGAAGCACCUGGCAAACCUUCCUGAAGCACCUGGCAAACCUUGAGGCAGGAUGCCUUCUGCUCCCCUCCUGUCAGGUCCGUAGCUUCUCCCUGAAGGAAAAGGGUCAUGAGGCUCAAGGUCAACACCUCGCGGGGCUGGGCAGGUAGUGCAUGGAGGAAAGUAGGUUAGGGCGGGAUGGAUUGUGGGAGCUGAGGCCGCUCGUCUCAAGGGGCAUCCAGCACGGCUCCAGCUAACUGUUGCCAGAGCUGUUCGACAGAAAUCUGGGAAGUCUUUAAAAUGCGAAAUCUCCUGAUUGGCGAUGUUGACAACCAUCUUUCAACUUGAAAUUUUUUAUUCGGGCUAAAGGAAACUUCUGCAGGCCAUCCAUUGUCCGCUUGGGUUCUAGAAGUUCUGGAAGACCCUUUCGACGUUGGCACUUGACGCUGUAACUUUCUUUGACCCCAGACUCUUGACAAUGGGGCCAGACCCCAACGCCUUGGUUUUUAGGUCCCUCGGACCCUGGGGGACCUUUAGCAGGAGAUUGGGCUAGAUGCCGUCGGCCCUGGGGUCUCUGUGGGCAGAGGCUGGGAAAUGUAUAGAAAAACGAGCAGGUCUCUCCUUCCGUCGGGCAGCUGGGCUCAGCACCGGCAGGUAAAGGCUGUCUCUCCAGAGGAGGGCACUCUGGGAAAAGAACGGCAGGGCUGCCCUUGGCCAGUCUGAAUCUGGGUUCUGUUGAGGACAUGACUGGAGCUGAAGCCCUGAGCUCAGAGGGUCUGUCUCGACCACGUCUAGCCCCAAGGUAUCAUGAGCUGCCUGUGGCUCCAUCCAGCCCAGUGCUUCUCAGACCCUGGCCAUACAAUAGGAUGGCCCUGGGAGCUGUUACAGAGACAGCCUGCCGACGCCCCAACCGUCAGAAUUCUGACUUAAUUGAUCUGAGGUAGGCUCUGGGCCUUGGUAUCUGUAUUAAAGUCCUCAGCGUGAUGAUAAUGUCUAGUUAGGGUUAGGGCACUGAGAGUUUAAUAAAGUAUUUUCCAAAUUUUAAUGUACAUGCCAGUCACUUGGAUAUCUUGUUAUAAAAGGCAGAUUCUGUAGGUCUGGGCUGGGGCCUGAGAGUCUGCGUUUCAUUUUCUUUUUUUAAGAAAAUUGAGAUAUAGUUGACGUAUAACAUUGCAAUAGUUCCAGGCGAUGUCGCUGCUGCUGGCCUAGGGACCCACUUAGGGUAGCAAGGGUCUAAUAAAUACACUUAAUUGCUCAACUCUGGCCUUCCAUUUGUU
This is a messenger RNA of Ailuropoda melanoleuca (giant panda), 4806 nucleotides long. RefSeq names its product sperm tail PG-rich repeat containing 1 (gene STPG1). The record is from RefSeq and is a predicted model, not a curated record. Lineage: Eukaryota; Metazoa; Chordata; Mammalia; Carnivora; Ursidae. Gene Ontology annotation, molecular function: histone binding; chromatin binding. The coding region runs from base 1266 to 2273 and encodes 335 amino acids. Gene Ontology annotation, biological process: epigenetic programing of male pronucleus. The transcript is spliced from 12 exons. Gene Ontology annotation, cellular component: female pronucleus; male pronucleus; germinal vesicle.